UACUAUAGUUACUGUGUUGUAGAUUUCGAAGUGAAUUGUAUAGCAGUAAGUGAAUGGCAUCGGUGUUGCGUUUGUUGUCUGUCGCCAUAUGUAGUUCAAAAUCUUUAAAGUCGCGAUUUAAAAUCAGUCUCUUCGUAAAGAAAGAUCUGUGCUUUAAAGAGUAUAUUUAUCAAGCAACAAUGGCUAAACUUCAUUCAUCAGUGGCUAAAGUAUAUGACAACAUUAUCAAAUCUGAAGAAGAUUCCAGAAGUUAUCGAGGUCUUGAGCUGAUUAAUGGGAUGAAAGUUUUAUUGAUCAGUGACCCCAGUACUGAUAAAUCAGCUGCUGCCCUUGAUAUUCGCAUUGGAUUUAUGUCUGAUCCUCAUGAAUUGCCUGGUCUGGCUCAUUUUUGUGAACAUAUGUUGUUUCUUGGAACAAAAAAGUAUCCAACUGUAAAUGAAUACAACAAGUUCGUGCAUGAACAUGGUGGUGGUAGCAAUGCAUAUACAGCUGCUGAUAAUUCCUGUUACUAUUUUGAUGUUUCUGCAGAGUACCUGAAGGAUGCUUUAGACAGGUUUGCUCAAUUUUUUUUGUGCCCAUUAUUUACUGAAACUGCUACAGACAAAGAAGUAAAUGCUGUGAAUUCUGAACAUGAAAAGAAUAAACAAAGUGAUACGUGGAGGUUGUCUCAGCUGGAAAAAGCUACAUGUAAUCCACUUCAUGAUUAUAGCAAGUUUGGAACGGGCAAUAUUGAAACUUUAAACAUUAUUCCGAAGUCUAAAGGUAUUGAUAUUAGAGAGGAACUUCUCAAGUUUCAUGGACAGUUUUAUUCUGCAAAUGUAAUGGGAUUAGUUGUUCUGGGAAAAGAAAGUUUGGAAGACUUAAUGGAUAUUGUUAUUCCCUUGUUUUCUGGAAUAGUGAAUAAAAAUGUCCAAAUUCCAGAAUGGAACGAACAUCCUUUUGAUUCAAGACACUUAAAGCUACAGGGCUACGUUGUUCCUGUGAAAGAUUUAAGAAGUUUAAAUGUAUCAUUUCCAGUACCUGAUUUAAGUGAAGAAUUUCGUUCAAGUCCUGGGCUGUAUAUAGGACAUCUUAUCGGCCAUGAGGGCCCUGGAAGUUUAUUAUCUGAGUUGAAGUCUCUAGGCUGGGUAAAUAAUCUUGUGGCAGGUUGGAAGCCUGGUGCCAAAGGAUUUGCAUUCUAUGUUAUAAACUUAGAUUUAACUGAGGAAGGAUUAGAACAUACUGAUGAUAUUUUAACUCUGUUGUUUCAAUACUUAACUAUGAUGAAACUGGAAGGUGUACAGCAUUGGAUAUUUCAAGAAUGUAAAGAUAUUGCUUCUAUGACUUUUCGUUACAAGGACAAAGAAAAACCUCAGAGUUAUGCAUGUUCUUUGGCUAGUUUCAUGUAUGAAUAUCCAAUGGAAGAAGUGCUUUGUGGUUACUAUUUACUUCAUGAAUAUAAGCCUGAUCUGAUCUGUGACUUGCUAGAUAUGCUAACACCAGAUAGAAUCAGGAUUGCUGUUGUUGGAAAAAAAUUUGAACCUAUUUGUGAUCUUACUGAGAAGUGGUAUGGCACUAAGUAUAAACUGGUACCAAUACAAGAAGAAAUAUUAGAAAAAUGGAGGAAGGUUGAACCUCAUCCUAAGUUCAGAUUGCCUCCUCCAAAUGAAUUUAUACCUUCUGACUUUAAAUUGGUAGCCAGAGAAAAAGAAGUUAACAAACAUCCUGUGCUGAUUAAAAACACUAUAAUGGGGCGUUUAUGGUUCAAGCAAGAUGAUCAGUUUUUGCUACCAAAGGCUUGUCUAAAUUUUGAAUUUGAGAGCCCUAUGGCUUACAUUGAUCCAUUGCAUUAUAAUAUGAACUACAUGUUCAUCCAGUUAGUAAAAGAUUCCCUGAAUGAAUACACAUAUGCUGCUGAGCUGGCUGGACUUUCAUAUCAACUCACAAGCUCAAAACUUGGAAUAAAUUUCUGUAUAAAAGGUUAUAAUGAUAAGCAGCAUAUUCUCCUUCAGAAGAUUAUUGAAUGGUUGACAAAUUUUGAAAUUAAACCAAAGCGAUUUGAAAUUCUGAAAGAAGAACUCCGUAGGUGCCUAAAAAAUUUUAGAGCUGAGCAACCUCAUCGUCAUGCUAUUUAUUACACUUCUUUAUUGAUUGCUGAAAGAAUAUGGUCUAAUGAUGAAUUAUUAAAUUGUGUUGAUGAAAUAACCAUUGACGGUGUACAUGAAAUGAUUCCAAGAUUGUUAUCGAGGGUCCACAUAGAAGCCUUAAUGUAUGGAAAUCUGACUAAAAAGCAUGCUUUGCAUCUCAUGAGUAUAGUUGAAAAUGCACUAAAAUCAAACAUGAGUACUAAGCAUUUAAUGCCAAGUCAGCUGAGUAGUGAUAGAGAAAUUCAGCUUUCAGAUGGGUGCCAUUAUGUUUAUGAAGUCACAAAUGAAGUGCACAGUUGCUCUUCUGUAGAAACAUACUAUCAAUGUGGUGUUCAAGAACCAAGAGCAAAUAUGUUAUUAGAAUUACUGUGUUCACUGGUAGCUGAACCUUGUUUCAACUUCCUUCGUACUCAAGAGCAACUGGGUUAUAUUGUGUAUAGUGGUGUUAGACGUACAAAUGGAGCACAAGGGAUAAGGAUUCUUGUUCAGUCUGACAAGUCACCAUGCUACAUUGAUGGAAAAAUUGAAGCUUUCAUUCAGUAUUUCGAUCGAUACAUUCAAGAGAUGAAUAAUGAAGAAUUUCAAAAUCAUAUUGAUUCCCUUUCUUCAAUACGUCUUGAAAAACCGAAAAAGCUAUCAAUCCAAACUGCAAAAUAUUGGCUUGAAAUAGUGUCACGCCAUUAUAAUUUUGAUCGAGAUAAUGUGGAAGUUGCUUGUCUUGCAACCAUUACAAAAGAAGAGCUAUAUGCAUAUUUUAAGGAACUUAUAGCACCUGAUGCCCCGAAGCGCAAAAAACUUUCUGUUCACGUUAUAUCAUCAGCUACUAAGUCAACACAUGAAACAUCUGUUGACUUGCAAUUUCCAUAUGUACCGGAACAAGAAUCAAAUGGUGAUGGUCUGAUACCUCCUCCACCUGCAUUUAGGCCACCUGUGAAAAUAGGCAAUGUGAUAGCUUUCAAAAAUAGUUUGGGCUUAUAUCCAUUAGUGCCUCCAUAUAUCCAUAUACCAUCACCAUUUUUUAAUAUUCCUGAAAAAUCAAAACUGUAGGUGCAGUUGGACUACAUUUUUGAACUUCUGUGAUUAAAAGCCUUGUAUAUUUUUACAUGGUUGUUAACGCAGUUUAUAGUGUAAUAUAUUGUAACUUUUUUAAAAUUUUGCUUAAUUUGUUGAGAACAUUUAAAUAGAUAAUUUUGUUUAAAUAAGUUCAUUUUAUGUGAAGAUGAUUGUAGCAGAAUAUUUCUGCCAAUAUAUAUUUUUCCCCUUUUGAAAACUAAUAUAUAUUUUGUUAAAUGUCAGUUAAUUGAAGAUGCGUGAUUUUCCAUAAGCAUAAAAUAUGAAGAGCCAUGAAUUGUUUCCCGUGAAAAGUACAAAAGUUCCAGUCCUCAGUUAUGUACAUGCUACAUCAUUCUCAGUUAUCAGUGUAACAUCUAAAUGUAAAAUAAUUAAACUGAAGUGCCAAAACAUGAGGUACAAUUAUACUCUCUA
Messenger RNA from Stegodyphus dumicola, 3611 nucleotides. RefSeq names its product Insulin degrading metalloproteinase (gene Ide). Gene Ontology annotation, cellular component: mitochondrion; cytosol. Gene Ontology annotation, biological process: peptide catabolic process. Lineage: Eukaryota; Metazoa; Arthropoda; Arachnida; Araneae; Eresidae. Gene Ontology annotation, molecular function: metalloendopeptidase activity; metal ion binding. The record is from RefSeq and is a predicted model, not a curated record.